Molecule: messenger RNA, 1251 nt
Organism: Eutrema salsugineum
Lineage: Eukaryota; Viridiplantae; Streptophyta; Magnoliopsida; Brassicales; Brassicaceae
Product: probable ubiquitin-conjugating enzyme E2 37
Exons: 6
Coding region: 1-1251 (416 amino acids)
Biological process (GO): protein polyubiquitination; DNA damage response
Cellular component (GO): nucleus
Molecular function (GO): ubiquitin conjugating enzyme activity
Source: RefSeq, a predicted model, not a curated record
AUGGCUCAAGCAGCGAGAUUAAACAUGAGAAUGCAAAAGGAACUGAAGCUUCUUCUCUCCGAUCCACCUCACGGCGCUUCGUUUCCACACCUCUCUUCCGCCGCCGCUGGAUCCGGCGAUUUCUCAACCUUCUCCACCAUCGAUGCUCAUAUCGAAGGUCCUGCAGAUACUGUAUACGCUAAUGGAAUCUUCACCGUGAAGAUUCAAAUCCCUGAGAGAUACCCAUUUCAGCCUCCGAUUGUGUCUUUUGCUACUCCGAUUUAUCACCCAAACAUCGAUAACAGUGGCCGGAUUUGCCUUGACAUCUUAAAUCUCCCUCCCAAGGGUGCUUGGCAACCAUCUUUGAAUAUCUCGACGGUUUUGACGAGCAUCGGAUUGUUGCUGAGUGAACCGAAUCCUGAUGAUGGUUUGAUGUGUGAAGUAAGCAGGGAGUAUAAGUACAAUAGACAAACUUUUGAUUAUAAGGCACGAGAGAUGACCGAGAAGUAUGCAAAGGUUAAGGCUGAUGGAAGCAGCACCAGCCUCCAGAUUCAGGACAGUCCAAAUACAGUCGAGGUUAAGAGUCAUGGAGAUGAGAAGGUUUCCGAUGGUAUUAAGCUGAAGAUAACACUGGACCGUGACGCUAGUAUAUCGAAUAAACAACUGCUUCUCUCAAAUUCUGGAGAUGAACAAAAGGGUGGAAAUGGGAAGAGAAAAGCCGAGAUUGGUUUCUGCGAGGCGAACACAUGUGGUAAUGACGGAUUAAAAGCGAGCAGGAAGAAAUUAUCUCUUGUUUUGCCUCCUCAAUCUCAAAAGAAAGACUUGUGUGGUGAAGAACUCAUCACAAAUGGAGUUUCAGCUGCUUGCAAAGAAAACAAGAAACCACAUUCACAUGGAAAGAAGCUUUCUCUGGGGCUGAAGCAGCCGUUUAAAGAAGAAAGAGAUAUCAGCAAAUUGGAUAAAGCAGCAAGUGUUACGAAGAGUGACAACAACAAUAAACUAAGCCGUAAACUAUCCUUGAGACCCCGUGGAGAGUCGCUGUCGAAUGAAGUUACCAAAACCGAGGUACUUGCUCAAACUGUAAUGGAACCGGAAACGAAUCAAAACCAAGAUGCUGUUGAGUUUGAGAACUCGGGCUUAGAAGAAACAUUAAUGUCUGAAUCCAUUGUUGUUCUAGACAGUGAUGAAAGUGGAGAAGAAGAAGAAGAAACAACAGUCUCUUCGAAGUCAAGAUUAUCAUUUGCAAGGAGAGGCCUUAAGUCUAGACCUUGA